AAUGACGGCAACAACGGUUUUAAAGAAAGUUUGUUAUUAAUAUACGAAGGGGAAACGUCUAAGCAAGUUCCGCCAAGAACUUCUCACUGACAGCUCUCACAUCUCAACUGGGAACCCAUUUGGACGUAGUCGACCCUCUGAGGAACAGAGGAAGCAAGAGGUACUUGUGUCUACGAGCCAUCACCUGCCAGCCCCUUUGGAAUCACGACUCCAAGAAAUGCAGCUCUCCCAGGUGUUCAGCGGUCAGCCCGUGAGGGUGAAAUCAGAACCACCUGAUGUAGCAUCAUGCCUACCAGAAGAGGGCCAGGUACAUCAACAGCACUGCAAAGAGUAUCCAUCAGGGGGUGAUGCAUCUGGAGUGACAGCUGGGACGCGUGACAUUAAAGAAGAACCUCGAGAGGAAUCCUCGAAGGAACAUCCGGUUACGGAAGUGAAAACGGAGCCUUACAAUGUUGCAAUCUCGACAGAACAGGACCAAAUGGAACACAACUGUGAUUCAACAUCAGAAGGAGCAAGAGCAAGCACUGGUUUGCUCCACAUAAAGGACCAGCCCAGAGGCAUUUGUGAUCAAGACUCUUCGGAUUGUACUUCUCCAGAGGCACAGUUCAAGAUCAGCACAAUGACUGUUGAACCACAGUUCGACAACGCUCUACCAGGCACUACGAACGGUGGACCCACUGAGCGACUUUCAGACCAGAGCGAGCCAUGUGCACUUGCAUACACAUCGAAAGACAGCCUGAAACAGGACGUAUUUGCACAGUGUCACAGUGAGUCUGAAAUGUGUGCCGUUACUUCUUCACCGAAUGAUCAGAUGGGAGAUGAGAGUCUUACGUACAACAUCUGUCCCCCUGCAUUCGCACCGACUGGGAGUGAUGAAAGCCUCGUGUCAAAGCAUACUAACAAGAAGCCAUGUAAGUCCGAUCUCUGUCCUGGACAGUCCCACCUAAGGAAGAGCCUGCGGUGCCACAAGCAAGCACAGACGGGAGACAAGCCAGACAGGAGUGAUAUCUGCCCCGCGAAGCUCAGCCAAAUCACGCAUCGGCGGCUUCACAAGCUGACACAGACAAGCGAGAAGCUGUACAAGUGCAAUGUGUGCCCUGCGGAGUUCAGUCUGAGAGGGAAACUGCAGCAGCACAAACGGACACACACAGGCGAGAAGCCAUACAAGUGCGAUGUCUGCCCAGCACAGUUUAGGCAGAGCACUAACCUACGGAAGCACAAGCGGAUACACACAGGCGAGAAGCCAUACAAGUGCGAUGUCUGCCCUGCUAAGUUCAGCCAGAGCAGUAACCUAAGGCGACACAAGCGGACACACACGGGCGAGAAGCCGCACAAGUGCUGUGUUUGCCAUGCUAAGUUCAGUGAAAUUGUGACCCUACAGCGUCAUGAACGAACACACACAGGCGAGAAGCCAUACAAGUGUGAUGUCUGUCCUGCUAAGUUCAGCCAGAGCAGUAACCUAAGGCGACACAAGCGGACACACACGGGCGAGAAGCCGCACAAGUGCUGUGUUUGCCAUGCUAAGUUCGGUGAAAUUUCGACCCUACAGCAUCAUGAACGGACACACACAGGAGCACCAGGAAACGAUCUUAUGAAGGUCAUCUUGGAAGGCAAUUUGUUCUGA
Molecule: messenger RNA, 1624 nt
Organism: Ornithodoros turicata
Lineage: Eukaryota; Metazoa; Arthropoda; Arachnida; Ixodida; Argasidae
Product: zinc finger protein 391-like
Exons: 5
Coding region: 218-1624 (468 amino acids)
Source: RefSeq, a predicted model, not a curated record